Molecule: messenger RNA, 159 nt
Organism: Trichosurus vulpecula (common brushtail)
Lineage: Eukaryota; Metazoa; Chordata; Mammalia; Diprotodontia; Phalangeridae
Product: small EDRK-rich factor 2-like
Exons: 1
Coding region: 1-159 (52 amino acids)
Source: RefSeq, a predicted model, not a curated record
AUGAUCUGCUGUAACCAGAGUGAGCUUGCCUGCCAGAAGAACAUGAAAAAGCAAAGCGACUCAGGCAAGGGAAAAUGCGGGGAUGACAGGCUCUCUGCAGCUGCCCAAAAGCAGAGGGACUCAGAGAUCAUGCAACAGAAGCAGAAAAAAACCCAAUGA